Molecule: messenger RNA, 1737 nt
Organism: Suncus etruscus (white-toothed pygmy shrew)
Lineage: Eukaryota; Metazoa; Chordata; Mammalia; Eulipotyphla; Soricidae
Gene: C15H19orf44
Product: chromosome 15 C19orf44 homolog
Exons: 8
Coding region: 1-1638 (545 amino acids)
Source: RefSeq, a predicted model, not a curated record
AUGACCGGGCGGCCACCCUGUCCUGACGCAGCGGUGCAUGCCGGGAGAUGUAGUCUCCUGCACUUGGGCGCGGUUGCGGGGCAACAGGCGGCUCGGGGCCUGAGGUCCGGCGGGGAGCGCGGCUGCGGAGACGGGCGCCGGGAAAGGAUGGCAUCAGCCCGGGCUGUGGGUCGCGGGCGACCCCGGGACUUGGGACUCGGCCUGGAGGAGCCGCCGCUGGACCUGCUCAGACACUUGAAUCUCGGCCCCACCGCACCCUGCCAGAGCCGCUUCGUGGGCCGCGGCCCCACAGGGAAUUCUAUGCCCACCCGGCAGGGGACCCGGCCCCCCGCCUCCACGGUGCGAGCUCAGGCUGCGCUCUCCAGGCUAGCGCGCCUCGAAGACCGGCUGCGGGGCCGGCGGCCGGCCCGCUCGAGCUCAGCCACCCCUACGUCCUCCGCUAGCCAGCCGAGCAGUGAUGCCCAUAGCAGGGCCCCGAACCCACCGGACCCAGCACAGGGUGCACCGGGAGACCAGCCCCGGAGCAGGUUUCUCAAGAAACGGGGUCCUUCCGCCGAGACCACCCGCCCCGCAGUCCUGCAGGGGACCACAAGGCCCAGUGCAGCACCCCCAGCUCCCUGUGGUCCCCCAGACAGCGAUGAGGAGGAGAUGGCCUAUCUGCUAGGGAGCCUGGCAGAAUCUUCCGAAGGAAAGGGACCAGCAGGGAAGCCAGGCUUGGGCCCGAACCCAGCAGAGCCCCGAGCACGUCCUUGGCGAGCCAAGCAGCCCUCCAGCCCCAUGGCGCCUGCCUCCCUGCCCAGCCUGACCUCAGGGGCCUGCACCCCCCCACAUGAUGCUUCUGAGGGCACACCACUCUCCAAUCUCAUCACCUCCUCCCGUGCGGCAUCUCCACAGCUCCCCAGCGAGGCUGGGCCCUCGGACUCCGAUUCUGAGGACAGCCACGACUUCCGGGUCCACAUCCUGUCCCUGAGUGACCUGCACCCCAGCAGCCCACAGGAAAAGGGUCCAGCUGGCUCGGAGGCUGGAAAUGCCCCGGUGGACAGCCAAGUGUCAGAGCAGCUGAGUCCGGGCUCAGCGGGCUCCAGCACUCCUACAGCAAACUCCAGCUGGGCUUACUCAGAAGACUUCCACAGCAGCUCCGAGGCACCCCCCAAGAGCCACAAGGGGACCCCCAGCUUGGAGCGCGUGGGACCCUCGGCCGCCCACCUGCAGCAGCGCGUGGUGCUGAAGGAGACGGCGGUGCAGACCCCGGAGUCCGCCUUCGCCUACCAGUGGCUCCAGCCGGGCGGCUUGGCGGCCCUGGGCCCAUCUCUGGGGGGCGUCUACCUGGACCCCACGCCCAUCGCCAGCCACGUGGUCAGCCCGGAGGCCAUUGAAGCCCUGACUGCCUACAGCCCGGCCACCGUGGCCCUCCAUGACCUGCUGAGACAGCAGCUGAGCCUCACCCGGAGUUUCGCCGACGCCAGCCGGGAGCUGCACGGGGCCCUCCUGAGGGCUCUGGGCCCACCCACCUUCCGCUACCACACGCUGGAGGAGGCUCGCCAGUACAUCCGGCACCAUAGGCCAGCCCGGCUCACCAUGGAGGCCGCCCUGGAGGAGGUGAAGCAGGAGCUGGAAGCCCCGGGCGCCUGGGUCUGACGACGCCACCUCCCUUCCCCUGGCCCCCACACCAACAGGCGACUCGUUACAAAAGUCUUUUAUUCGAAGGCAAAAACAGUAAAACUCACAAAUGGUUAA